This is a messenger RNA of Nymphaea colorata (pocket water lily), 1180 nucleotides long. RefSeq lists its product as uncharacterized. Gene Ontology annotation, molecular function: RNA binding; translation initiation factor activity. Gene Ontology annotation, cellular component: eukaryotic translation initiation factor 3 complex; cytoplasm. The transcript is spliced from 2 exons. The record is from RefSeq and is a predicted model, not a curated record. Lineage: Eukaryota; Viridiplantae; Streptophyta; Magnoliopsida; Nymphaeales; Nymphaeaceae. Bases 95 to 964 code for a protein of 289 amino acids.
UCGGAUUGAUGAAAGAGAGUGGUCGUGGCGGAAGAGGCGGAGAAACCCUAGACGGAGAGAAGUCGAUCAGAAGGGGGACCGUCGCCGGAGAAAGAUGGCAGUUGAAGCACCGGCGAAGCUCCGGUGGGGAGAGUUGGAGGAGGACGACCUUGGGGAUCUGGACUUUCUCUUGCCGCCGCCUGUCGUGAUCGGGCCGGACGAGAACGGUGUGAAGAAGGUGAUCGAGUACCGAUUCAACGAAGACGGCAACAAGGUGAAGAUCAUAACCACAUCCCGAACUAGGAAGCUCGCCAAGGCCAGGCUCAGCAAGCGUGCCCUAGAGCGACGCGAGUGGAAGAAGUUCGGGGACGCCGCCCAUAGUGACGGAGCGGAUAGGAUGACCAUGGUCUCCACCGAGGAGAUCCUCCUGGAGAGGCCCAGGGCUCCUGGUAGCAAAGCAGAAGAAACGAAGGUCGCAGGUGAUCCCUUGUCAGCCUUUAGCAAGAGUGGUGCUGUUCUCAUGGUUUGCAGAACUUGUGGGAAGAAGGGUGACCACUGGACUUCAAAAUGUCCAUACAAGGAUCUUGCACCAGCCACUGAGGGCUUUGUCGACAGGCCUCCUUCCUCGGAGACUCCAGUUCCUGCUACUGGUGCGACAAAGGGAGCAUAUGUUCCUCCUAGCUUGAGGGCAGGUGCAGAGAGAACCGGAGCAGAGAUGAGACGCAGAAAUGACGAGAACUCUGUGAGGGUGACUAAUCUGUCUGAGGAUACACGGGAGCCUGAUCUGUUGGAGCUAUUCCGCACCUUUGGGCAAGUUAGCCGUGUCUAUGUGGCUGUCGAUCAGAAAACUGGCAUUAGCAGGGGCUUUGGUUUUGUCAACUUUGUGCGCAGGGAAGACGCAGAGAAAGCCAUUAACAAGCUGAAUGGGUAUGGCUAUGAUAACCUCAUCCUUCGGGUUGAAUGGGCAACUCCGAGAUCCAACUAAACGGCAUCAAAUAAGUGGUAAACUGUCCGUGGUUGCAACAAAAUUUUUUCCUCCUCCUUGUUUUGUAUUUUGUGGACAGCCUUUCACCUUGCAUUUUCCUGUUCUAUUACUAAGCUUCUCAGGCUAAGAACGUCAAAAUUUUGUGAUUUCGUUAUUUGUUAUGGUUGUGUUAUAUGCUGGAAAAUCUGUUAUAAAUAUCCAGUUUAGUCUUUUCUA